Molecule: messenger RNA, 795 nt
Organism: Rotaria sp. Silwood2
Lineage: Eukaryota; Metazoa; Rotifera; Eurotatoria; Philodinida; Philodinidae
Source: the annotation of a GenBank genome assembly
AUGUCAAUUAUUCCACCAUCAGGUUCACUUGUUCGUUUUGAUAAUCCAACAUUAAUAACAGCACAACAUGAAAAAGACCGUAAAGCACUUGUUACUAGUAAACAACAAACAGCAUUAGACCAACAAAUGAUGGAUGCUACUGGUGGUGGUACAAGUUCGCCACAAUUAGGUAAAAAACAACAAUCAAUGAAAGAUUUAUCAUUAGAAGAAAUUCUCGAUAAAAUUCUUCCACCAAAAAUAACAAAAGAUCCAAACAAUCCAGAUUUACUGUAUUGUCAACGUAUAUCAUCAACACCGGCAACACGUCUUGAUGUUAUUAAUUUACAAGAACAAUUAGAUAUGCGUUUACAACAACGACAAGCUCGUGAAACUGGUAUUUGUCCAGUACGACGUGAACUCUUUUCACAAUGUUUUGAUGAACUUAUUCGUCAAGUUGCGAUUAAUUGUGCUGAACGUGGUUUACUUCUUUUACGUGUACGUGAUGAAUUACAAAUGACUUUACGUGCAUAUCAAACACUCUAUGAAAGUAGUGUAGCAUUUGGUAUGCGUAAAGCAUUAAUGGCUGAACAAGGAAAAUCUGAAUUAGAACGAAAAUUAGUACAACUUGAAGAAGAUAAGCGUGAUCUGGAACGACAACUUAAAGAAACAAAAGCUAAUGCUGAAGCAGCUGAAAAAAAAUUAAAUGAACAACGACAAGUUGAAGAAAAAAAACAUAUGGAAGAAAUUAAUUUUUUAAAGAAAACAAAUCAACAACUCAAAGCUCAAUUAGAAGGAUUAAUUGCACCGAAAAAAUAA